AUGGGGCUGAACGUGGAAGAAGAGGUCGCGCAGCUUCGCGAGGAAAUCAGGCGACUUGGGAGCGAGGGACCUGACGGGAAGAUCGCGGUGAAGUUCGGAGUCUUAUUCGCAGACGAUCGCUGCGCAAACAUAUUCGAGGCGCUGGUGGGUACUCUUCGUGCAGCGAAGAAGCGAAAAGUAAUCCACUUUGAGGGAGAGAUGCUACUUCAGGGAGUUCACGACGACGUCGACGUUGUUUUAUUGGAGUGA
Messenger RNA from Micromonas commoda, 249 nucleotides. RefSeq lists its product with no specific name. Lineage: Eukaryota; Viridiplantae; Chlorophyta; Mamiellophyceae; Mamiellales; Mamiellaceae. The coding region runs from base 1 to 249 and encodes 82 amino acids. The record is from RefSeq and is a predicted model, not a curated record. Gene Ontology annotation, biological process: regulation of actin filament-based process. The transcript is spliced from 2 exons.